Loxodonta africana (African savanna elephant) is the source of this 2195-nucleotide messenger RNA. RefSeq names its product acyl-CoA dehydrogenase very long chain (gene ACADVL). The coding region runs from base 70 to 2022 and encodes 650 amino acids. The transcript is spliced from 20 exons. NCBI's taxonomy places the organism in Eukaryota, Metazoa, Chordata, Mammalia, Proboscidea, Elephantidae. The record is from RefSeq and is a predicted model, not a curated record. Gene Ontology annotation, molecular function: fatty-acyl-CoA binding; flavin adenine dinucleotide binding; very-long-chain fatty acyl-CoA dehydrogenase activity.
GAAAGCGAGGAGUCAGCUGGCGCUCCAGGCAGCUGAGGACUGUGCGGCGCCGAGGUGCAGGGGACUGAGAUGGCUUCGAGCGUGGGGCGACAGCUGCUGCGAUUCAGGGGUGGCAGCUCGCGGCCCAGCGCGCUCUUGGGGCAGCCCCGACCCGGUCCGACCCAGCGAGCUUAUGUCAGCGGGGCUGCUCAGACGGCUGUGGACAAGUCAGAUUCCCUCUCCUCUGAUGCCUCCACCAAGGAAAGCCAGGCCAAGGUGGAAUCUAAGUCCUUUGCUGCAGGGAUGUUUAAGGGCCAGCUCACCACCAAUCAAGUGUUCCCAUACCCAUCUGUGCUCAAUGAGGAGCAGACUCAGUUUCUCAAAGAGCUGGUGGGGCCCGUGUCCCGUUUCUUCGAGGAGGUGAACGAUCCUGCCAAGAAUGAAGCUUUGGAGCGGGUAGAGGAGACCACCUUGAAGGGCCUCAAGGAGCUGGGGGCCUUUGGUCUGCAAGUGCCCAGUGAGCUGGGUGGCGUGGGCCUCUGCAACACCCAGUAUGCCCGCUUGGUGGAGAUCGUGGGCACGCAUGACCUUGGCGUGGGCAUCACCCUCGGGGCUCAUCAGAGCAUCGGUUUCAAAGGCAUCCUGCUCUUUGGCACGAAGGCCCAGAAAGAAAAAUACCUCCCCAAACUGGCAUCUGGGGAGACUAUGGCCGCUUUCUGUCUAACGGAGCCCUCCAGUGGGUCCGAUGCAGCCUCCAUCCGAAGCUCAGCUGUACCCAGCCCCUGUGGAAGUUAUUAUACCCUCAACGGAAGCAAGAUUUGGAUCAGUAAUGGGGGCCUGGCAGAAAUCUUCACAGUCUUUGCCAAAACACCGGUUAAAGAUGCAUCCACGGGCACCACGAAAGAGAAGAUCACAGCUUUUGUGGUGGAGAAGAGCUUUGGGGGUGUUACCCAUGGGCCCCCUGAGAAGAAGAUGGGCAUCAAAGCCUCGAACACAGCAGAGGUGUACUUUGAUGCGGUGCGGGUGCCAUCGGAGAACGUGCUGGGUGAGGUGGGAGGCGGCUUCAAGGUCGCCAUGCACAUUCUCAACAAUGGAAGGUUUGGCAUGGCUGCAGCCCUUGCAGGCACCAUGAAGGGCAUCAUUGCUAAGGUGGUGGAUCAUGCUACUAACCGUACUCAGUUUGGGGAGAAAAUUCACAACUUUGGGAUGAUUCAGGAGAAGCUGGCCCGCAUGGCAAUUCUGCAUUAUGUGACUGAGUCCAUGGCUUACAUGGUGAGUGCCAACAUGGACCAGGGAUCCAAGGACUUCCAGAUAGAGGCCGCCAUCAGCAAAAUCUUUGGCUCGGAGGCAGCCUGGGCGGUGGCAGAUGAGUGCAUCCAAGUCAUGGGGGGCAUGGGCUUCAUGAAGGAGGCCGGGGUAGAACGCGUGUUGCGCGAUCUUCGAAUCUUCCGGAUCUUUGAGGGGACGAAUGAUAUUCUCAGGCUGUUUGUGGCUCUGCAGGGCUGUAUGGACAAAGGAAAAGAACUCUCUGGGCUUGGCAAUGCUCUGAAGAAUCCUUUUGGGAAUGCCGGCCUCCUGCUAGGAGAGGCAGGCAAACAGCUGAGACGGCGGGCAGGGCUGGGCAGUGGCCUGAGUCUCAGUGGAGUCAUCCACCCAGAGUUGAGUCGGAGCGGCAAGCUGGCAGUGGAGGCCCUGGAGCAGUUUGCCACGGUUGUGGAGGCCAAGCUGAUAAAACAUAAGACAGGGAUUGUCAAUGAGCAGUUUCUGCUGCAGCGCCUAGCAGAUGGUGCCAUUGACCUCUAUGCCAUGAUGGUGGUUCUGUCCAGGGCCUCAAGAGCUCUGAGUGAGAGCCACCCCACAGCCCAACAUGAGAAAAUGCUCUGUGACAGCUGGUGUAUUGAGGCCGCAGCCCGGAUCCAGAAGACCAUGGCCGCCCUGCAGUCGGACCCCCAGCAGCAGGAGCUCUUCCGCAACUUCAGAAGCAUCUCCCAGGCCUUGGUGGAGCAGGGUGGGGUGGCCACCAGGAACCCCCUUGGCUUCUGAGUGCUCCCACCCAGGGCCUGGCCCACUUAUGUGCCUUCUUUCAAGCCAAAGCCCAAGCCUCCUCCAGCUGGGCCCUGGUCCUGCCUUGAAGGGGGCCUCCUGUCCCCAGAACUAUGCCUCCUCUCAGAGGGAGCACUAACUGCCUCACAAAUAAUAAAGUUUCUGACAAGUUA